GGGGAGUUACAGUUGCAAUUUUGCAUUGUUUUGUAUUUUUCUUGUCGUUUUAAAUGUUUGACGUGUAUUCAUCAAGUUAGAGUUUAUUUAAUAAACGUAAACAAAAAAACAUUAGAGACAUUCUCAUUAUUUACCAGAUAUGGCUGAGACACAAACUAUAAAUUUUGAUGGAACUGAAGAGAACCACUUCUAUGAAAUUACAUCAGAUGAUGUAGAAAUAAUAAGUAGUUCAGGAAAACAUGAACUUGGCUGUUCUAAAGUUACUUUGAAAAAUACUGUAGACUUUAACUGGGAGCAUAAAUUGUAUUUGGGCCAUGUAGUAGCUGUUCAUAUGCUCGGAAAGCAUAUUGCUUAUGGAAUUAAAGGUUUUGUAAUAAUCACACACAUACUUGAUGCUUUAUGGAAAACUUAUUGUAUCAAUUUCAAUCUUUAUUACUAUACAGCGAAAUCUGGUGGAAUGGUUCGUGUUAUAAGAGAUAAUUGCCCCAUAAGAGGUAUAAUAAAAGGAUAUGCAGGGCAACCUCAAGAUUUAGCUUUUGCUCACAUAGAAGAAGAAAUUAUUUUAGCUAGUGUUGAUGAGGAAGGAAAUUUGUUUGUUCAUAGUAUUGAAACUCCUGAUGUUAGUUGUGUGCUUAAGCUGCAUAUUCCAUAUAAAUCACCUUCGCCUAUGACACAUAGAGUUAUCUGGUGCCCAUAUAUCCCAGAACCUGAUUCUGCCGGUGAAGUAGAUGAGGAUACUGCUAAAUUACUUGUAGUAACACAUGGAUGUGAUGCUGUUGUGAUAUCAGUAAAUACUGUGAUUGAGACUUAUGGCCCCGAUCCAUUAGCAAAGGGCCAUGACAUUAUAGAAGGAAUUUUAGAGUUGCUCGAUGAGCAUACUAAACCAAUAACGGAUGCAAUGUUUGCACCGGAUGGAACUCUAAUAGCCACAACAUCUGGUUCUGGUGAAGUCAAGUUUUUUCAAGUAUAUAUGCAUGUGGAAAAAACCACCAAUACACGUUGUCUUCACCAGUGGAAACCACAUGACGGAAAACCUGUUUCAUCCAUUUUCUUCUUAGAUAAUCAUCAGAAUCAUAAUCCUACGGUUGAAUAUUGGAAGUUUGCUAUAACGGGAUGCAAUAAUAACUCAGAAUUGAAAUUAUGGUCAUGCCAAUCAUGGUCUUGCUUGCAAACCAUUAUAAUUAAACCGAAUCCUAACAUGAAGCACUUGAAUGGAAAUUUAACAUUAAAAGCUUGUCUUGACAAAUCUGCACAAUACUUGAUUUUAUCUGAUAUUUAUAACCGUAUAAUGUACAUUAUGCAAAUAAUUAAAACUGAAGAUGAAUCACAAGCAUUUAUAAAAAGUGUGUCUGAAUUUUUGUUACCGUGUAGUGUUCUUAGCUUCGAUGUAGUUGAAACAGGGUUGUUAAAGUACAAGUAUAUGAAUAACACUGAUGAUAUGUAUGAAUUAGAUGAUGAAGGAAUGGAUGAUGAUUUAAUCUCUGCAUCGCCAGUAAAUAAUUCCACGUUGGGUCAAUUUCAGUCAUACAAAGGAGUGUUUGUGAGACUGUAUGUCGUACAGCCCAAGAGUUUACAGGAAUGCAGAAUAAUUUAUCAUCCGCAGAUAAAUUACAGUACAACUAUAAACAUGAUGAAUACAGAUAAUUAUGCAUUCACUGAUAAUCUUGCAGAUAUAUCAUCGAUUUCUGUAAAUAAUCAUGAUGACCAAAAUAAUAAAACGAAUGAUGACAUCAGUAAGACAUUAUUGAAAGAUUUAGUAAAUAUUACUAAUGAUUUUAAUGAUUUGUCUGUCCAACAAUCAACACCUUUGCAAAAUGUUCAAUCACAAACCGUUCCUUCUCAUAUAAACUUGAUGACUCCUGAUGCUUUUAAUAAUUUAAAAAAAGAAGUACCAGCACAAAAUAUCAAUGUUGAUUCUGCAGAUGAAAAUAAAAUCAACAAUGAAAAUUCAUUAAAAGCAUUUGAUGGGUCUGUUCUGGAAGCGAGAGUUAGUUCCAGUCCAAAAAUGAAUCAAAAGCUGUUUGAUGAUCUAAUGUACCUUGGUGCAAAGAGGCUUGAAGAAGUUGAAGCACCUUUGGCAACGUCUGAAUCUUUUGAAAAAAAAGCUACUAGAGACAAUUUAGCCAGUGGUGGAUCUAGUCCUAGCCGAGAAGUGCAAGAAAUUUUAUCCUUGAAAGAUUCCAGAUCUGAUUUAUUAGAUUUUGAUCUGAUUGAUAAUGGAGAUAUCCAAGAAACUUCUAAUGAAGCUAUAAUACAAACGUUGAAAACUGUAGUUCCAGUUCCUGUGCCAACAAGUAACACAGAUAUUAGCAAAGAAGAUAAAGGAUGGCCGUGUCCACCAGUGGUUGAGCCAAUGCAGGUUUCAGAAUCUACUUGCAGUGGUGCUAGUAAUUCCAUCGGCAGUUCAAAUGUAUUUGCAACAUAUACAAGUACAAAAAAUCAAACAUUGGAUGAUAAUCAAAGCAUUUCCAGUUCCCUGGACAAAGUAUUAUCGAUUCUAUCACAACAAACAAAACAAAUACAAAAUUUGCAAUUGGAGAUACAAAAGAUACGAGAUAAAGAGUCUGUUUUACAUAACACUUGUACAGAGAAUAGUAAUAUUGGUAGAAACAUGGAAAUUAAUUUAGAAAAAGUUGUGGAGCAAGCAAUGAUGAAAGCCCAUAUGCAGCAGGCUUCUUCUCUAGAUUCUCUGAUUACAAAAAUGACAUCAUCAAUGAUUUCAGAUCUUCAUCGUACAGUCUCUGAAACUCUCAUGCAAAUUUUGAACCAGCAAAUGAUAGAUAAAUUUUCUACAAACUGCACAAUAGAAAUUCAGCGAAGCGUUGUACCAACUGUUGUUACAUCUUUAGAUAAAUUGAAACAAGCGAUGCAGCAUGAUAUGUCUAAGAAACUUACAGCAACUGAUCACUUGCUGCAUGAGAAUAUCAUGAAAUUAGUACAAAAUAAGGAAACUGUUGAAUUGCUCACAAACUCAUUACUUAUGGCAUCGCAAAGCGUUUUAAAUAAUACGUUGAGAGCUCAAAUGGAUACAUUUCUGAUACCAUCGUUUGAAAGGGCAACUAAUCAAAUGUUUAAACAAAUACAUGAGACAUUUUCACAAGGGACAAAAGAAUAUCUCAAUAACUUUGAGCUGGCUUUGGAAAAAAAUAGGCGUCAACUGGAUAAAUCAAAGGAUGUCAUCUAUCGUAUGGACCAAUUAUCAGAAAGCCUUAAAGCCCAUGCUGAGACUACAAACACCAUAAAUAAGUAUGUUCAUGAAUCUGUCUCCAAAACAAUGAAGAUCAUGCAGGACAAUUUAAUAAAGAACAUAAGUGAUCAUAUAAAUAUGGCCUUCUCCAAGCAAUCUGAGGAACUAGAAAAUCAUCUCAGAUCUGCAGUUAGAUCGAAUGCUGUAACUCCAGCACUUCCAAAUGUGGACAUGUCUUCAUAUCGUACACAAAUAAAUGAAUAUCUUAGACAGAAGGAUAUAAGCAGUGCAUUUCAGCAUGCUUUAAUGGCAUCAGAUUUAUCUCUUGUUGUGUAUGUUUGUGAGAAAGUAGAUCCCACAAUGUUAUUUAAACAAACACCAUGCCCUUUACCUCAGAACGUAUUACUAUCCUUAAUUCAGCAAUUAAGUGCAGAUUUACUGAACCAUUCAGAUUUAAAACAUAGGUAUUUAGAAGAAGCCUUGAUGAACCUGGACACAAAUAAUCCAUGCAUUAGAGAGCAUUUACCAAUUGUCUUAAAAGCUCUUAAGAAACAAUUAUUAAAUUUUGUUUCACAAAAUCCCAAUAAUAUCUCAACUAAGAGAAUUCGUAUGCUGUCCAUGGUCACAGAUUCCCUUUUAACAACUGUUUCACUCAAUGCAGGGGCUUCAAACAAAACGCAGCUUGGGCUUUAAAAAAGAUGCAGUUAUUUUGUUAAUAUAUUAUAAUCUUCAGUUCUCACCUUGACUAAUUAGUUUGUAAAUUUGUUUAAAAAUACUUUUAUAUUAAAAUUCUAUGAAAUGUUAUUUUUGAUGGUGAGAUACAGCGUAUAUUAACUGUGAUGUUAAAAUAGAAUAAUUAUUUAAGUUCA
Messenger RNA from Ctenocephalides felis (cat flea), 4056 nucleotides. Its product is annotated as enhancer of mRNA-decapping protein 4-like. Gene Ontology annotation, biological process: deadenylation-independent decapping of nuclear-transcribed mRNA. The transcript is spliced from 15 exons. Gene Ontology annotation, cellular component: P-body. Gene Ontology annotation, molecular function: protein binding. NCBI's taxonomy places the organism in Eukaryota, Metazoa, Arthropoda, Insecta, Siphonaptera, Pulicidae. The record is from RefSeq and is a predicted model, not a curated record. The coding region runs from base 140 to 3880 and encodes 1246 amino acids.